AUGGCCUUUAAGAGCAGGCUGCCGGAGCUUCACCCCGCGCUGCGGGCUCCCGGUGGAGGUGGAGCUCGCCCCUCCCCGGGGCGGGGCAAGGCAAGGCAAGGCAAGGUUGAGCCAAGCCGGCUCCUACUCGCCGCAGGUGGACGCCCGCGAGGUUGCGCUCCGGCGGCGUUUCUCGCCUCGUCCGGCCUCCAGCGAGCCGCCGCCGCCGGGAUGAGCCUGCCGGUGCUGGCGCGGGAGCUGUCCCACUACCUGGACAGCCGCGUGCGGGGCGGGCUGGCCGGCUCCGGCAUGGGCUGGUCGCUGGUGCUGGGUUUCGGCGUGGCGUACGCCGCCUGCUACCUCAGCAGCAUUGCCAAGAAACCUCAGCUAGUGGCUGGCAGUAAGAGUUUCUGCUGCUUUCUCAAGAAAUAUUGUCCUGUUGUAACAGAAACUUACUACCCUACAAUCUGGUGCUGGGAGGGCCGGGCACAGACACUUCUGCGCCCCUUCAUCACCUCCAAACCUCAGGUGCAAUAUAGGAACGAGCUUAUUAAAACAACAGAUGGAGGACAAAUUUCACUAGAUUGGUUUGAUAAUAAUGACAGUGUACGUUAUCCGGACGACAGCACAAGACCCACAAUCUUGGUAUUGCCUGGCCUUACAGGAACAAGUAAAGAAUCCUACGUUCUUCAUAUGAUCCAACAGAGUAAAAAAUUGGGAUAUAGAUGUGUGGUUUUUAACAAUCGAGGAACUGCUGGAGAGGAUCUCUUGACACCAAGGACUUAUUGUGCUGCUAACACAGAGGAUUUGGAAGCUGUGAUUCAUCAUGUACACAACUUGCAUGCUUCAGCUCCACUUCUAGCAGCAGGUGUUUCUAUGGGAGGCAUGCUUCUUUUAAAUUACCUGGGCAAAACUGGUAAAGAAACUCCUUUGAUGGCAGCCGCAGUUUUCUCUCCAGGUUGGAAUAUUUUUGCAUCUGUAGAAUCACUUGAGAAACGACUGAACUGGUUUCUUUUUAACUACUACUUGACUACUUGUCUACAGUCCUCCAUUAGUAGACAUCGAAAAAUGUUGGAAAAAUUAUUUGAUUUGGACCUGGUCAUGAAGGCUAAAACCAUUAGGGAGUUUGAUAAGCAAUUUACCUCAGUCAUGUUUGGCUACCCUACAAUUGAGGAUUACUACGAAGAUGCAAGCCCAUAUCACAAGUUGAAGUCAGUAGGAAUUCCACUGCUGUGUCUGAACUCUGUGGAUGAUGUUUUCUCACCAGGCCAUGCUGUUCCAGUGGAAAUGGCCAAACAAAAUCCAAAUGUUGCUAUUGUUCUUACCUCCUGUGGAGGCCAUAUUGGUUUUCUGGAAGGAAUGUGGCCAAGGAAUUGCACUUACAUGGACAGAGUCUUCAAGCAGUUUGUGCGAGCUAUUUUUGAGCAUGGGAAACAAAUCAUUAGCAUGUAGCUUUGGACCACUAUUUUAGCACAUUCUGAAAAGGGCAACUCAGACUAAUGCACAAGUUUUAACUACUGUAAGCCAGCAAAAUGGAUGAAGUCCAUUACUUUCUGCAAAAAAUACAUUUGCCUAAAAUUUUGUAGCAAGAAUUUUACAUGUUACGUUGUCACUUUUGUAUUUAUAAUAUGCCUUACUAAGAAUGACCUUAAAACAGCACUCUGCGUACAUCCAACUGCACUUAACCAAAAUCAUUAAGUAAUAGAUAAUAAUUCCUCAGGGUUUUUAUUUAAGCCAGUGCAUUUUAGGAGACUUGAUUUAUAAUAUAAAAACCAUAACUUCUAAAAUUACCCUCAUUUUUGUUGUUUAUUACAAAUUGGUGAGAAUGAUGAAAUAUAAGAAUAGAAGGAGGAGGAGGAAUGCAAAAACAGCACUGUUUCUUCAAGUAAUCUUUACGUUUAAGAAUGGAUUACAACCGAAUUAGACUGAUACUGUAUCUAUUGUUUACCCUGAGAGAAUUACAGAUUUAGGACUAGUUAUAAUGGUAAUGCUGUAUGUCUCGCACAAUUAUUUUUAUUGUUAACUAAUUUAUAGUAUUUCUAUAUUACGAAAAGGUUCUGUUGAAGCAAUGCAUAAUAAACUGUCAUUUAAAAAAAUUGUUUUGCAUUUAAGUAUCUAUUUAAUCUUAUGUAGAAUUGUAUAUACAAUGCAUAUAUUUCACAGAAGUAUGGUAAAGAAACAUAAAAUACAGAAUCGCACAUUGUUUACUACUUUGCAGGAUUGGGUUUUUAAAAAUAAAUGUUAGGAACGUAGGGUGCAGUCUACUUUAAAGAAUUCAUAUUUCCAUUUGUUGUAAAUAAUAUAUACAAUUAAUAUAACAGAAAAGGAGGCGAGAAAUUUUUUGUUCUGUGCACUUGUUAAAGACUUGACAAAAUGUUUGUAGCCUCUUGUGUCUGUUAAAGUGACAAAAGAAUGGUAUGAAACUUGAGUGUACAUCAUCAUUUUCCUUCCAGCUUCCACAAUACUGUUGUUGCAAAGAAGGGGUUAAAAUGAACUGAACACAAUUUAGAGUCCAAGACUGUUGCAAAGUCCUAAUCUAGUGCUCACUGAAGCAAAUGCAUGUCAUACCAGGUCAGGGAGCUGCAAACUACUCUUGCACUUUUCUUUUUUUUGGCACUGCACCAAGAACAGCUCAGACUAGAAACUCAUGUACAGCUAGCUACUCCUUGCUUAACGUCAUAGUUACACUCUUGAAAAAUGUGACUUUAAGCGAAACGAUGUUAAAUUAAUCCAAUUAUGUCACAGUAGUUAUCUACUAGCGGGCAGCAGCCAAACAAUGUUAUAACCAAAUGUUGUGCUACUUUAAAAGAGUAUGUUCUCUGACUUUAACUUUAUUAAUUCUCACUUGUUUUUAUAAACAAAGCAUGGCACAUAAGUGUGGCUAGG
Molecule: messenger RNA, 2865 nt
Organism: Alligator mississippiensis (American alligator)
Lineage: Eukaryota; Metazoa; Chordata; Crocodylia; Alligatoridae
Gene: ABHD3
Product: abhydrolase domain containing 3, phospholipase
Exons: 10
Coding region: 1-1431 (476 amino acids)
Biological process (GO): phosphatidylcholine metabolic process; medium-chain fatty acid catabolic process; medium-chain fatty acid biosynthetic process
Molecular function (GO): acetylesterase activity; glycerophospholipid phospholipase A1 activity; monoacylglycerol lipase activity
Source: RefSeq, a predicted model, not a curated record